AUGCCGGAGCUGUGCCAGUAUCGGGAGAGAGCCCUCAUGGCACCCUCCUUAGAAGACGCUUUCUUCAUUCCUCAACCAUGUUUUUCUCCUUUUUCCUUCUUGUGUGGCACAGGGGCCAUCACCUGCUCCUCUACCCAGUUCCAGUGUGGGAACGGCAGAUGCAUUACAUCCCGCUGGGUAUGCGACGGCUCACUCGACUGUGCUGAUGGAACGGAUGAGCUGCCAGCCGCCUGCCAGAACAAGACAUGCUCCCCAACUGAGUUCCAUUGUGGUGGGCGCCUGAAUCAGUGUGUGCCGUCUGCUUGGCGUUGCGAUGGGAAGAGUGACUGUGAGAGCGGUGCUGACGAGGAGGGAUGUGCUCCAAGGACGUGCUCCGAUGGCGAGUUCGCCUGUCGCAGUGGCCAGUGUGUGGCGCAGACCUUCGUGUGCGACCGGGAAGACGACUGUGCGGAUGGUAGUGAUGAGGCUUCCUGUCCAGCGCCCACCUGCCGCCCCGGCGGCUUCCAGUGCAACGACACCAGGUGUGUGCCAGGGCUGUGGGCGUGCGACGGAGACGCUGACUGCCUGGACGGGUCAGACGAGUGGCCGCAGAACUGCCCUGGCAGGGGGACCCAGCUGCCCACCAAGGCACCCUGCUCAGCACGGGAGUUCCACUGUGGCAGUGGAGAGUGCAUCCAUGGUGGUUGGAGGUGCGACGGCGGGAACGACUGCGAUGACGGCUCUGAUGAGGUCAACUGCAGUAAGUAUCAUAUUUCUCAUCUUCUCAUCUCUACAAUGUGA
Messenger RNA from Engraulis encrasicolus (European anchovy), 780 nucleotides. RefSeq names its product low-density lipoprotein receptor-like. NCBI's taxonomy places the organism in Eukaryota, Metazoa, Chordata, Actinopteri, Clupeiformes, Engraulidae. Gene Ontology annotation, cellular component: plasma membrane; early endosome. Gene Ontology annotation, biological process: cholesterol homeostasis; receptor-mediated endocytosis involved in cholesterol transport. Gene Ontology annotation, molecular function: low-density lipoprotein particle receptor activity; protein binding; lipoprotein particle binding. The record is from RefSeq and is a predicted model, not a curated record. The transcript is spliced from 4 exons. Bases 1 to 780 code for a protein of 259 amino acids.